Messenger RNA from Pipra filicauda (Wire-tailed manakin), 4862 nucleotides. RefSeq names its product IKAROS family zinc finger 4 (gene IKZF4). Gene Ontology annotation, biological process: regulation of transcription by RNA polymerase II. Lineage: Eukaryota; Metazoa; Chordata; Aves; Passeriformes; Pipridae. Gene Ontology annotation, molecular function: DNA-binding transcription factor activity; RNA polymerase II cis-regulatory region sequence-specific DNA binding. The coding region runs from base 1014 to 2807 and encodes 597 amino acids. The record is from RefSeq and is a predicted model, not a curated record. The transcript is spliced from 8 exons.
GGAAUGUCCUCAGCCCUGGGAUUGUCCUCAGCCCUGGGAUUGUCCUCAGCCCUGGGAUUGUCCUCAGCCCUGGGAUUGUCCUGGGCCUUGGGAUUGUCCUCAGCCCUGGGAUUGUCCUCAGCCCUGGGAUUGUCCUCAGCCCUGGGAUUGUCCUCAGCCCAGGAAUGUCCUGAGCCCUGGGAUUGUCCUCAGCCCAGGAAUGUCCUCAGCCCUGGGAUUGUCCUGGGCCUUGGGAUUGUCCUGGGCCUUGGGAUUGUCCUCAGCCCCAGGAAUGUCCUCAGUCCCAGGAAUGUCCUGAGCCCCGGGAUUGUCCUCAGCCCAGGAAUGUCCUCAGUCCCAGGAAUGUCCUCAGUCCCAGGAAUGUCCUCAGCCCAGGAAUGUCCUCAGCCCUGGGAAUGUCCUGAGCCCUGGGAUUGUCCUCAGCCCAGGAAUGUCCUCAGCCCUGGGAUUGUCCUGGGCCUUGGAAUUGUCCUGGGCCUUGGGAUUGUCCUCAGCCCCAGGAAUGUCCUCAGCACAGGAAUGUCCUCAGCCCCAGGAAUGUCCUCAGCCCUGGGAUUGUCCUCAGCCCCAGGAUUGUCCUCAGCCCCAGGAUUGUCCUCAGUCCCAGGAUUGUCCUCAGCCCCAGGAAUGUCCUCAGCCCCAGGAUUGUCCUCAGCCCCAGGAAUGUCCUCAGCCCCGGGAUUGUCCUCAGCCCCGGGAUUGUCCUCAGCCCCAGGAUUGUCCUCAGCCCGGGGUGUCCCCUCCACCCCAGUGACACAGAUGCCGGGGUGGGAGCAGCACCAGUGUUGCGACACCAGCCCGUGUUGUCCUUGUUUUGUGCAGCCCCUAUAACUAAUUAACUAAUCCCUCACUAACUAGAACUGCCUCGUGGCACUUAAGGACACGAGGCACCUCUUUAGCUGGUGCAGCUCUGGGAAUGUGCAUCCCAGACUCCCGGGUUUGGCCCAUCCAGGAGCAGAGGCUGCCUGCGGGGUGUUGGUGUUCUCUCCUUGCCCAAAAUCCUGAUUCUUUUCAUGGGUAAAAUGAAGAGGAGACACCCGAGCAGCUUCCAGAGGCUGAUCCUGACUGGGCUCUGCUUUCUCUUCCAGCCAGAGCCCUCAAAGAUGGAUAUAGAAGACUGUAACGGGCGAGCCUACAUACCUGGAAUCUGCUCUUCCUGGAAGGUGAGUGGCUGCGUGCGCCCUGCCAGCGACGCAGACAUGCACACGCAGCCCGGAAUCCAGCGCUGUUUCCAAGGAGUUGGAUGUGAUAACACUCCAGGGUAUCUCCAGCAAGGCAGUGGGGAUUCCUCCCUGGAGAAGGAAUUCACCUCGGCGAUCGUGGGCCCCACGGUGAGCACCCCCAACAGCCAGCACUCCUCCCCGAGCCGCUCCCUCAGCGCCAACUCCAUCAAGGUGGAGAUGUACAGCGAUGAGGAGUCCAGCCGGCUGCUGUCGCAGGACGACCGGAUGCUGGAGAAGGAGGACAGUGUCAUCGUGGAGGACUCGCUCUCGGAGCCCCUGGGCUACUGCGACGGGACGGGCCCGGAGCCGCACUCCCCCGGGGGGAUCCGCCUUCCCAACGGGAAGCUGAAGUGCGACAUCUGCGGCAUGGUCUGCAUCGGCCCCAACGUGCUCAUGGUGCACAAGCGCAGCCACACCGGAGAAAGGCCCUUCCACUGCAACCAGUGCGGAGCCUCCUUCACCCAGAAGGGAAACCUCCUGCGCCACAUCAAGCUGCACUCGGGCGAGAAGCCCUUCAAAUGUCCCUUCUGCAACUACGCCUGUCGCCGGCGGGACGCGCUCACCGGCCACCUCCGCACGCAUUCCGUCUCCUCCCCCACCGUCGGCAAACCCUACAAGUGCAACUACUGCGGCCGGAGCUACAAACAGCAGAGCACGUUGGAGGAGCACAAGGAGCGCUGCCACAGUUACCUCCAGAGCCUCAAUCCCGAGCCGCAGGCGCUGCCCGGCCAGCAAGGUGAGGAGAUGCGGGACCUGGAGAUCGUGCCCGAUUCCCUGCUCCACCCCUCGGCCGAGCGGCCGACCUUCAUCGACCGCCUGGCCAACAGCUUCACCAAACGGAAACGCUCCACGCCGCAGAAAUUCGUGGGGGAGAAGCAGAUGCGCUUCGCCCUCUCCGAGCUCCCCUUCGACGUGAACUCCAGCUUCGAGAAGGACGUGGAGGUGGUCUCGGCCCACCACCCCCUCGACGCCUCCUACGGCGGCCCCCUGUCCCUGCUGGGGGGGGAGCACCUGCGCUCGCUCCGCCUGCCCCCCACAAACUGCAUCUCCGAGGUCACCCCCGUCAUCAGCUCCGUCUACACCCAGAUCCAGGCGCUGCCGGCGCGGCUGGAGCUGCCGGGGGGCCGGGAGGCCGCCGAGGGCCACGAGGAGGUGCCCGACGGGGUGUCGGUGGUGUUCCGGGCCCGGGAGCCCAGCGGGUCUCCCUCCAACGGCUGCCAGGACUCCACGGACACGGAGAGCAUCCACGAGGAGCGGGGCUCGCAGCUGGCGCCCGGGAGCAGCCGGCACAGCCCAGCCUACGCCAAAGAGGAGCCCAAGGGGCCGGAGGGACCCCCGGGCGCCCGGUGCACCCCCAGCUCCGCCAAAGAAUCCCUGCGGGUGCUCAACGAGGACGGGGAGCAGCUCCGGGCCUUCAAGUGCGAGCACUGCCGGAUCCUCUUCCUGGACCACGUCAUGUUCACCAUCCACAUGGGCUGCCACGGCUUCAGAGACCCUUUCGAGUGCAACAUCUGUGGCUACCACAGCCAGGACCGGUACGAGUUCUCCUCCCACAUCGUGCGGGGCGAGCACAAAAUCGGCUGAACCCCCCCGGGCCCCCCCAGCCCAGCCCACCCCCCUCCUCAGUUCUCCCCCUGUCUCUAGCGCAGCCCCUCCAUCCCUAGGGCAUGGAACUGUUGGUUUUUCUUUUAUACUCCUUUGCACUGACUUUGGCUACAAAAAAGUAUUUAAAAAAAAAAAUUUUCAAUAAUUAAAAAAAAAAAAAAAAACAAAAACAAACCACGAACCAACCGGCCCCGCCGAGGGGGAGCCCUUAAUCUGCCUUUUUAUAAACGGAGUUAUUUAAAUAUUGAAUAUUAACGGACUUUUUUGUGCUUUCCCCCCACCUCCCGAGCCUCCUUCCGUUAUUUAUUAAGCUUUUGAGUUUCCCUUUUUAUAACUCUCUCGGUUUUUUUACCCAAAGAAAGUCUCAUUUGAACUUUUGAGACUGUUCCCCCCUGUCCUGCCCCGUCGGCUCCUCUCCGAGCCCCUUCCUUGGUGCGAGCCCGGCAUUGCCCGUCCCCAUUCCCGGGCAAAGUAAACCUCAAAUUAGGUGCUAAACCCCCACGGGACCCCCCCAGGCCCCAGCCCGACCCCCCCCAGCCCUGAGGGAGCUGCUGCAUCCCGAGCUUUGUCUGGGAAACCCCCGGAGUGGGAUGCGGGGACCCCCAGGUGCCUUCCCAGCUCCCCCCUCGUGGGGUUCAGAGCCCCCCGACCCCACGUGGGGGUGAUGGGGGUCCACAUCCGCCCCCAAAAUGAAGGAUGGAUCCAUCCCGUUCCUGGGAUCUCCUCCUCCUGCUCUUCCUCGGCACAGGCCGGAAUCUGCUGCAGGGCAGGACCCCCCUGGGGGCCCCCAGGUCCGGCCCCCCCUCGCUCCCCCAGCAUUCCCGGGGCCGGGGGGGUCUCUGUGCUCUCCCGGUGCCCCAGUUCCCACACGGAGCAGCCGGAGCUUCCCCGGACCCCCAGGUUUGGGUCCGACGCCCCCGACACCCCCUUUUCCCCUGGGAUGGUCCCGGGGGCAGUUUGCCGGGAUCCAGGCGGGUUCCAGGGGCGAGUUCCACUCCCAGUCAGGGACUCGCAGUCCCAUGGCUGGGGGGUCUGGAGCAGGGGCCCCCCCGGGAUGGGAUCCCCCUGGGAGAAGGGAUCCGGCAGGGCCAGGGCAGCAGCGAGAACCAAAAAUCCCGGGCUGAGCCCCCACCCCUCGGAGCUGGGGACCCCCAACCGCAGCCCCCGUGCCCAGGGGGCCCCCGGCUGCAGCCCCCCCCUCGGUGCUGAGAGCCCCCAGCCCAGCCCAGCCCAGUUCCCCCCGCGGGGGUCCCGCUCCCCCGGCCCAGGAUGCAUAAAAGGCCCCUCGGGGCCGCCCCGAGGGCGAAACCAAAGCUGUUCCUUUGUACGGACACACACACACCUCAGCAGCGCCGCUGCCCCUCCCGCCUCUCUUGGGGACAUUUUCCCGUUUUUGGGGAUUUUAUCCCUUCUUUUCCCCCUCCUUUUUGCUCUCCGUGACGGCCUCUGGUGGCGGGGGGAGGUGGGGGGUGGCUGAAGGAGGGGGGUUCCCCCCAUUCCCAGCCGCCCGUAACGGGGUGCCCACGGCACCCCCCUCCCCCCCCAGCGCCCAAACCAACCCAAAAAAGGGGUUUUUUAAUCCAAAUCGAAGCUCUGCCGUUUCCAGCCCCUCUUGGGUUGGUUGGUUGUUUUUUUUUCCCCCCCUUUUCCGUUUUCUUUUUUUUUCCCCUGUCGGAGUCUGAAACAAAACUGUAGGAAUUUUGUAAAACCUCCAGGUCGCUUUAUCCCUGUAAAUAUCUAUUUUUUAAUCCGAUGGAUGAAGAACAAACGAGGAUGUGCAAUACCCCGCCUCCCCCAGGAGUUUUUUGGUUGUCUCUCGUUAAUGGAUUCGCUGUUGUCUUUGCUUUGCCCUUUUUUGUGAGGUUUUGACUCGCUUUUGGACACCCCCUGUCCCCCCUCACCCCCCAACCUCCCCCAGGAGCUUUUGUAUCUGUAAAAUAUUGUAAUUAAUGAUUUGUGUAACGAGAUCUACUGUAAGUUUUGUACUGUACUGGCUGAGGGUCUGUUAUAAAUAAACCGGAGUAAUUUAAUGCC